Messenger RNA from Symsagittifera roscoffensis, 1848 nucleotides. RefSeq lists its product as uncharacterized. The transcript is spliced from 5 exons. The record is from RefSeq and is a predicted model, not a curated record. Lineage: Eukaryota; Metazoa; Xenacoelomorpha; Acoela; Convolutidae. Bases 351 to 1772 code for a protein of 473 amino acids.
UAAAUUAAAUUAUACAGAUUCACGAUCAAUUUGGUUUCAAGGCCAAUAAAUGAAACCCCUAAGCAUGUCUAGAACACUGAACUCUUAAACAACCAAUCAUAAGUCGCUUUGAAGAAUUUGAAACUUGAAACAAGGAAGCAAACAAGUAUUAACCGUUGGGUUUUUGCCCAAACGUGUCAGUUAGUAAAGAAACAAACGUUCGCUGACUGGCAAUAAUUCAGCUCCCACAACAGCCAGAAAUAAUAACUCUCUCAUUCGCAUGAAUCGGACAAACAUUAAAUUUCAGAUUAAACUUCAUUUCGCUUCUGGGAAGUUCAACAAAUUCGCUAAAUAAUUUCAAAAAUUUAAAAAUGUCAACAUCAACUACCCCUAAAUUUUACCUGGGUCCCGAUAACUAUUCGUGCGCGGGUGUUCGGGACAAAAUAACUAUUUCAAAAAUUGGCGCGAUAAAAUCCAAAAUAGAGCGAACAUCUGCAGUUAAAAUGCGGACAGGUGAGCAAAAUGUUUUAGCAUCCGCCAGUCCACAGCAGAAGCCGAGGAAGCUUCAGUACUCGAAAUCAUUCACCAAGUUCGAGAUGAGCACCACAAAUAGUUCUCGUCACCGUGAACAGCUGAUGGUCGAACAGUCGCCGAAAGGAGCUUCAGCCGAAAAGAACACAAAACCGACAGAUUGUCUAAGUCAAGUGAGCUCAUUAUCUAUCAGUGGCAAUAAAACUAACAAAGCUGAAAAGAAAGUUCCAGAGGAUGUCGUUAAAUGUUCGAACGAGGCGGAAACAGUUGGCAGCAUUAUUGGAAACAAUAUUGACCACAAAACAGCAGUGGUACUUGCAAAUUUGCUGUGGGAGAAACUUCGCUUCAUGAAACUGGAGUUUGAGUCAUUCGUCGAAUUGGUCGAGACUAGUUGCUUCAAGUGUAUUUACAAGCCCGGAGAUGUCAUCUACAAUUCAGGAGAGCAGGAGUUCCAUUGCGUGCUGUUGGCCAGUGGUCAAGUUGUCGAGUACCCCAAUGGAAUCCCCAUUCAAAGGACCCAGUCAUUCGGAGGGGGCACCGGAGACUGUUUGGAUUCCAAGGCCAUAGACAGCAAUGAAAAUGUGGUUCAUGCGCCAGCUGUGCUAGGGGUGGGUGCAUUGCUGCUGUGUGACAUUCGAGAGCACACAGUUUGUGUCCAAAGGGCAAGACAACCUAUCGAUUCUGCCAUAAAUGGAAAGAAAGAUGAAGAAGAGGAGGAGGAGGUGAUGGCUGUGUGCUAUCUGUUGCACCAGAAGACGUUUCAAAACUUCUUCCGGGACAGAACACAGAACCAGUACAAUGGAACAGUCCAUGCUCUCAACAGUAUAACUCAGCUUACACACCUCAACGGAGACGAGAAAGACAAACUGCUAUCUGCUUCCGAGGAGAUCGACAUAACUUCAAAUGACAAUGAGACUUUAGUUGAGGCGGGCAGCCCCUUCGAAAACUUGUACAUAGCUCUCAAUGGGUGCUACUUCUCAAAGCACACCCCAGAAAACGGCAAAAACGGGGUCAAUGAAGUGCAAACGACACUGAUUGGGUGGGAGGAACUUAUUGAGGGUGAACCUACUUGGAGACACGAAUGGAUAAUUAGAUCACAAAAAGAAAAUGGAGAGAAGAGAAAAGGAGGAACCAGAACUGUUCUGGAAAUUGACACAGAAAAAGUAGACAGGAUAAUUGGUCUUUUUCGACUCACAAACUUUCAGAAGAAGAACCAAGAGAUCACCACUGAACAAAAAAUAGAUUCAGAAAGCGACAGAUGAAAAAAAUUACACAACAUUCCUUCAAAAUAACGUUCGUUAGUUGAUUUGCAAAAAAUCUAGUUAAAAAAUUUGAAUA